UUCAGUGGCUACCCAUUAUCUUCUCCACUUAUUAUAUGCUAAUAUAUAUUCACUAUUCAACUGGGGUUUUGUCUAAUUAUAGAGAUUUUGUGUUUUUUUUGUUUUAGAAAAAAAAAAAACUUUUUUUUUUUAUUUUGUAAAAGUCAAUCUUUUUUAAAAAAUUUUGUGGCUUUUUGGGUUUCACGUGGGUGAGAUUCCUCCUCCAUCCUUUCAUUUGGAGGGACCCUUUUUUACAACUCUGUCAUUUGUUUGCUUUGGUGGGAUCUUACUCAGAGGGUAAAAGAGGGAGGAACAUGGCUGAGGUGAAACCCACAACACCCUUGAUCCCACCAUCAACAACCGCCUCAUCAUCUUCGUCAUCUAGAAAGCUACCCGACUUCAAGCAGUCUGUGAGGUUGAAGUAUGUCAAGCUUGGCUAUCAUUACCUUAUCACCCAUGCUAUGUACCUUUUUCUAACUCCUUUUGUAGUCAUACUUGCUGCUCAACUCUCCACUUUUUCAAUAGAGGACAUAAAUUUGCUUUGGAAGCAUCUUCAAUAUAACCUCAUUUCUGUGAUAAUAUGCUCAACCCUCAUUGUUUUCUUGUCCACUCUAUACUUUAUGACUCGCCCUCGUCCUGUUUACCUUGUUAAUUUCUCGUGCUACAAGGGGAAUGAAUCCCAGAAAUGCCCACGGCCCUACUUCAUGGAACAAUCUGCGACUGCUAAGGUGUUUUCUGAUGGAAUUCUAGCUUUUCAGAGAAAAAUCCUUGAGAGGUCUGGCCUUGGGGAGGAAACUUACCUCCCUGUGGCUCUUCAUAAUACACCUCCAAACCCGUCUAUGGCAUAUGCUAGGUCCGAGGCUGAAGAUGUGAUGUAUGGUGCCAUUGAUGAGCUCUUAGCCAAGACUAAUGUGAAACCUAAGGAUAUUGGCAUUUUGGUUGUAAAUUGCAGUUUGUUUAACCCUACCCCAUCCCUCUCUGCCAUGAUUGUGAACCAUUAUAAGCUCCGAGGGAACAUUGUGAGCUACAACUUAGGAGGAAUGGGAUGUAGUGCCGGGGUCAUUUCCAUUGAACUUGCUAAGCAACUCCUUCAAGUUCACCCAAACUCUUAUGCUUUGGUUGUUAGUACCGAGAACAUCACUUUAAAUUGGUACCUCGGGAAUGAACGUUCGAUGCUUCUUCCAAAUUGCUUGUUCAGAAUGGGUGCAGCCGCUAUCCUCCUCUCUAACAAAAGAUCAGAUCGAAGACGAUCCAAGUAUCAAUUGGUUCAUUGUGUGAGAACCCACAAAGGUUCCGAUGACAAGUGUUUUUCUUGUGUUUACCAACAAGAAGACCCUAGUGGGAAAGUUGGUGUUUCUCUCUCUAAAGAAUUGAUGGCAGUUGCUGGUGAUGCCUUGAAGACUAACAUUACUACUCUAGGGCCUCUUGUUCUUCCAAUGUCCGAGCAAUUGCUCUUCUUAGCCACAUUGGUAGGGAAGAAACUCUUCAACAUGAAGGUUAAACCUUAUAUUCCUGAUUUCAAGUUGGCUUUUGAGCAUUUCUGCAUCCAUGCCGGGGGAAGAGCCGUGCUUGAUGAGCUGGAAAAGAACUUGCAGCUUAGCGACUGGCACAUGGAGCCAUCACGUAUGACCCUCUAUAGGUUUGGGAACACCUCGAGUAGCUCUCUUUGGUAUGAAUUGGCAUACUCAGAAGCUAAGGGGAGGGUGAGGAAAGGAGACCGAGUAUGGCAGAUUGCUUUUGGAUCCGGUUUUAAAUGCAACAGCGCGGUGUGGAAAGCCUUAAGAACUAUAAACCCGGCUAAGGAGAAAAAUCCAUGGAUGGAUGAGAUUCAUAAGUUCCCGGUUAAUGUUCCAUUGGUUUCUCCAUUUUGAAAUUCUGUUUUUUCAUGUUUUAUGUGAUUCAGUUCUACCCAUCUUGCUAAUGGGUUGCAAUCCCUGUACUAUCGCUGCGAUGCUUUGCUUAAUGACUUAGAAAAAUGAUAAGGACAAAUUUUGGGAAAUCUUUCAGCAUGUAGAGAGGUCGAAGCAAAUGCCGAUAUUUGUAUGGUGAAAUUCUCUUGGAGAUGACAUUUCUCCUCAUCUUUCACUUGAAAUGUACUGAGGUUUUUUCAGUUCUUUUUUCUCUUCAAGUAUCUUCUUGCUGUUGGGAAUGCUCCUUGAUCUUCUUAUUAUUUGUUCCAUUAAUGGUUCACUUGUACCAUAUCUUCAUGUUGAA
Beta vulgaris subsp. vulgaris (sugar beet) is the source of this 2193-nucleotide messenger RNA. Its product is annotated as 3-ketoacyl-CoA synthase 11. The transcript is spliced from 2 exons. Gene Ontology annotation, cellular component: membrane. Gene Ontology annotation, molecular function: acyltransferase activity, transferring groups other than amino-acyl groups. Bases 294 to 1850 code for a protein of 518 amino acids. Lineage: Eukaryota; Viridiplantae; Streptophyta; Magnoliopsida; Caryophyllales; Amaranthaceae. Gene Ontology annotation, biological process: fatty acid biosynthetic process. The record is from RefSeq and is a predicted model, not a curated record.